This is a messenger RNA of Phlebotomus papatasi, 1605 nucleotides long. Its product is annotated as high mobility group protein D-like. Gene Ontology annotation, molecular function: transcription cis-regulatory region binding. The record is from RefSeq and is a predicted model, not a curated record. NCBI's taxonomy places the organism in Eukaryota, Metazoa, Arthropoda, Insecta, Diptera, Psychodidae. The coding region runs from base 206 to 541 and encodes 111 amino acids. The transcript has 3 exons.
UCCACGCUCAGGUGGCACCACUAAGCGGCGUCUGAUGGUGUGCGAUGUGUGUGUUCGGCAUGCCGAUUGGCUUAGACUUUCUUCAUCUCUACAACACGACGGAAAUCACCUUCGUACUGUUCAACUUGACUCUCGUAGUGAAGAAGAAAACUUUGUGGUGUGUUUUUCGUGAAUUAAUAUCAGCGGAAAAUUAUUCUGAAUAAUCAUGUCUGAUAAGCCGAAGCGUCCACUAUCAGCUUACAUGCUGUGGCUGAAUGAGAACCGUGAGGCCAUCAAGAAGGAGAAUCCCGGAAUUAAGGUGACUGAGAUCGCUAAGAAGGGUGGUGAGCUAUGGCGUAACAUGAAGGACAAGAGCGAGUGGGAGGCUAAGGCUGCCCGACAGAAGGAUGAGUACACAAAGCUCAUUAAGGAAUAUGAGGCCAAUGGUGGAUCAACUGAGUCUGCUGGCAAAAAACGCGCCAAAAGCUCAAAGAAGCCAGCCAAGAAGAGCAAAAAGAAGGAGUCUGAGGAUGAGGAUUCCGGAGAUGACGAGAGCGAUUAAACUGACACCAUUAUCUCCCCUACAUACAUUUUGGAUCAAUCUAUUUUAAUAUUUAUUGACUCGGAGGCUUCUCGUUUUAUCUUUUACUUUUUUUUUUAUUCGUCACCUUUGAUUUAGAAAAAAAGGUAAAGAUAUCGGGUCUUUAAAAUUGUCCAUAUUUUUUUUUGUAUUAAAAGAAUUUAAUCUAUAAAAAUCACUUUAGGAAAAAUGGAAUAGAUUGAAAAUAAAAAAAAGAAAUAAGCAAAUUGCUGCCAAAUUUUUUAUAACAAAAGUGUAACAAACGUUAGAUACUGCAUUCAGAGAGAAGCCUCAAUUUAAAAACAUAAAAGAUAAUUUUUUUUUUAGGAUAAUCCCCCCUUUUAUAGUAAUGUAAUUCUUUUCGGAAAGAUUCACGAUCAACAAAUUUAUGGAUAAUCCCCUUUUUAAAUUCUUUUAGAAAAGUCAAAAUAAAAAAAAAAUUCAGACUGACUCAUGUUCAAGUACAGAGUACAGAUUAAAAAAAAAUAAUUAAAAAAGGAUAUGAAAUAGAAGAAAAGGUAAUCUAUUAAUUUGUUGCAUCGAUCUUGAAAAUUCUAGUAAGAAGUACGUGUUCAUUCAAAAAAUACAUUGAUACAAAAAAAAGAUACAUUAAAAAAAACAGUAAGAUCCUACCUCUCUUUCGAGAAAAAAAAAGAUAAAUGAGAAUAAAAUAAAUGUGUAAAGCGUAAUUUAUGUUUUGUCACAAUUUCUCAUCCCUUAGUUUAAAAUUAAAUAAAAUAUAAAAUAAAAAAAAACAGGACUUUUUUCAGAUACUUGUGUAAAACGAAAGGUCAGGUAAUUUAUCUGUACCUGGUAUUUAGACUUUAGGAUAAUUUUGUGUUUUUCUCUGUAUUUUGUAUAAUUUCAUAAAAAAAAUAGUCGUUUAGUUUUUCAUUUUCUGCAAUAAAAUGAUCAUUCCCUCAAAACUUGGUGUUCCCUCAUCACACAAUAUUAACUCAUGUAAGUGAGAACAAGAAAUAGAACGGCACAGAUUUUUCUUUGUAUGAAAUUGAAUUAAAUAAAUGGAGAUUUAUUACAAAUAUAAA